Molecule: messenger RNA, 754 nt
Organism: Tripterygium wilfordii
Lineage: Eukaryota; Viridiplantae; Streptophyta; Magnoliopsida; Celastrales; Celastraceae
Product: bidirectional sugar transporter SWEET5-like
Exons: 6
Coding region: 1-708 (235 amino acids)
Biological process (GO): carbohydrate transport
Cellular component (GO): membrane
Molecular function (GO): sugar transmembrane transporter activity
Source: RefSeq, a predicted model, not a curated record
AUGGUCGACAGAGAGGGAGCUAGAACCAUCGUAGGCAUCAUCGGAAAUGUAAUCUCUUUUGGGUUGUUUCUCUCCCCAAUCCCAACAUUCAUCAAGAUAUGGAAGCAAAAGGCAGUGGAGGAGUUCAAGCCUGAUCCUUACUUAGCAACUGUUCUUAAUUGCAUGAUGUGGACCUUCUACGGCAUGCCUUUUGUCCAACCAGACAGUAUUCUUGUCAUUACAAUCAACAGCAUCGGCCUCGCAAUGGAGGUCAUCUAUGUUUCCAUCUUCUUCUCCUACUCUCCCUGGCAAAAGCGGCGCAAGAUCAUGUUGGCGUUGGUGGUUGAACUGAUCUUCAUGGCUAUCGUGGUUUUCAUAACCAUAUAUUUUUUCCAUACCACCAAAAGAAGGGCUAUGAUUGUUGGGAUACUAUGCAUAGUCUUCAAUGUGAUUAUGUACACUUCACCAUUAACAGUCGCGAGUCGCGUAAUUAAGACGAAGAGUGUCAAGUACAUGCCGUUCUCUCUAUCACUUGCAAACUUUUGCAAUGGAAUUUGUUGGGCUAUAUAUGCACUCCUCAAAUUUGAUCCUUAUGUAUUGAUUCCUAAUGGAUUGGGAACGCUUUCGGGCUUGGCACAGCUUAUACUGUAUGCGUGUUACUACAAGUCCACUAAUUGGGAUGAAGACGAAGAAGAAGGUAAAUCGGAAGUUCAAAUGACGAAAAACUAAUUGGGAUGAAGACGAAGAAGAUGGUACAUCAGAAGUUCAAAUGACA